GCGUGCGCAGAGCGCGGCCAUGGAGGCGCUUCGGGCCUGGCUCGUGCCGGGGCUGAUGCCCGAGAGCUGCUUCGAGGAGCUGGUGAUGAGGCUGCAGCCAAUGCACGUUCCCUGCCUCCGGAUCCUCGUGAGCAAAGUUCUCGGAUAUGGAAUCGUGGCCGGAUCCGUCCUGGUGAAGCUGCCUCAGGUGCUCCAGGUCCUUGGUUCCCGCAGUGGUUCCGGCCUCAGCAUCCCUGGGCUGUUGCUGGAGCUGCUGGCGCUGGUUGGGAGCGUGGCCUAUGGCUGCUCCAGAGCCUUCCCAUUCAGUGCAUGGGGGGAGGCUCUGUUCCUACUGCUGCAGACCAUGGCCCUCGGCUUCCUCAUACAGCACUAUGGGGGUCACACAGGAAGAGGGCUGCUGCUGGUGGCUUCCUAUUGGCUGCUCCUGGGGGCCCUCCUCUCCCCACAGGCCCCCCCCUGGGUCGUGACCUUCCUGCAAGGGGCCAACCUGCCCAUCAUCAUCCUCAGCAGGCUCCUUCAGGCAGCCACCAAUUACCGCCAGGGGCACACGGGGCAGCUCUCAGGGCUCAGCACAUUGCUGCUGUUCGGGGGGGCCCUGGCGCGAGUGUUCACAUCCCUGCAGGAGACCGGUGACCCCCUCCUGGCUCUCACCUUUGCCUCCUCAGCCGCCUGCAAUGGGCUCCUCCUGGGGCAGCUCCUCUAUUACCGGGGGGGGCACAGCCCCAAACCCCCCCCCCGGCCCAAGAUGGACUGAUCCGGAC
Melopsittacus undulatus (budgerigar) is the source of this 761-nucleotide messenger RNA. It is a transcript of the gene MPDU1, whose product is annotated as mannose-P-dolichol utilization defect 1. The coding region runs from base 20 to 754 and encodes 244 amino acids. The transcript is spliced from 7 exons. The record is from RefSeq and is a predicted model, not a curated record. Gene Ontology annotation, biological process: oligosaccharide biosynthetic process. NCBI's taxonomy places the organism in Eukaryota, Metazoa, Chordata, Aves, Psittaciformes, Psittaculidae.